Molecule: messenger RNA, 1008 nt
Organism: Physella acuta
Lineage: Eukaryota; Metazoa; Mollusca; Gastropoda; Physidae
Cellular component (GO): membrane
Source: RefSeq, a predicted model, not a curated record
AUGAACAACACAAGUGAACCCUACGCCGAACCUGAUAUCAUCUCUAAUGAAGCGCAGUACAUGAUCAACCUCUGGCUUAUGGCUGUAGCCACAACCGUCGCAGCCAUCCCAGCCAUGAUCACAAACUACAUCAACGUGAUCGUCUUCAUACGUCAGGGUCUAAAAGAGCACGUGAAUUUCACGCUGUUUUAUUUGUCCAUCAGCGACUUACUCAUGGCUGUGAGUGUGUUGGGGUACUCACUCUUAUACUGUGGAAAAGUUUCCCUGCUUCCGAGCACCAUUGAGUACGAGUCUUUCAUCGGUUUGUUUGUAUGGAUGCGGUGUUUAUUCGCGGAUUUAUCCUCCGCGUUGACGGUGUUUAUUUCCACUGUAAGAUGUCUAUGCGUGACUCUACCUUUUAAGUUUAAUUCUUCUUUCACUUUGAAGAAAACGCAGAUCAUCAUAGCGAUUAUAACUUUAUUUGUUUUAGUGGAUUAUGUCCCGAUUUUGGGGACGAUAGAACUUGUUGGGGAUUUAGACGAAAAUGGUGUUGUUAUAUACAGGCUUGUGUAUUCGGAAGUGAAUUUUAUAAUGAGCAGGGUCAAUGAUUACUUGUUUGGGUCUAUCCUAGCCGGAAUGUGCCAGUUUUGCGUGUUCGUCUGCGCCGUGUUAAUGUUACGAGGUCUUCGGAAAUCUUCGGAAGUCCGAGAAAACACGAGGAAACUUCAGUCGAAGAAGGACUCCGGCAAGCAGACGGCGCAGGUGUUGUCGACGAAGGAGAAGCGCGUGGUGAAGAUGGUGCUGAUGAUGGCGUGUCUGUACCUGCCAGCCAGCGUCCCGCAGAUCACGGCGUCGCUCGCGCGCGUGCACGUGCCGGGCCUCGUUCUGGGCACCUACACCAACGCCUGUGACACCAUUGUGGGCGUUGUGCUGUUCUGCUCCACCGUCUAUGCCUCCGUCAACAUCUUCAUCUACCACACUUUCAGUACCAACUUCCGGUUAAAUUUCAUCUGCCGUAAAAGCAAAUAG